Messenger RNA from Gekko japonicus, 2411 nucleotides. RefSeq names its product serpin peptidase inhibitor, clade F (alpha-2 antiplasmin, pigment epithelium derived factor), member 2 (gene SERPINF2). Gene Ontology annotation, molecular function: serine-type endopeptidase inhibitor activity. Lineage: Eukaryota; Metazoa; Chordata; Lepidosauria; Squamata; Gekkonidae. The transcript is spliced from 9 exons. The coding region runs from base 55 to 1590 and encodes 511 amino acids. The record is from RefSeq and is a predicted model, not a curated record. Gene Ontology annotation, biological process: negative regulation of fibrinolysis; negative regulation of endopeptidase activity.
AGACAGAGCGGGUGGCGGCAGAGGCUUGAAGCGAGGGAGGCGGACCGAGGGAGGAUGGCUGCCGUGCCCUGGACUCGGCUGCUUCUCGGCCUGGCUGCGCUGCCGGCCCUUUUCUCAUGUGCCUUGGACCUGGAGACCGCUGCUGAGAAUGAAGCUGUCAUGGAGGAAAAUGGGCAGGGAUUGACUGGCGACAUCUUCCAGCCUAGUAUUGCUGUUUGUUGUACGCCAGAGCCUGAGCCAGGCCUGGUGAACCUUGCUGUGCAAAGCUCAGUGCCUGAGAUCCAGGAGGGGCCGCCUAGUGUCACGGCACUACCCUCCAGUCCCCCUGCCCUUGAAGAUGGCGUACCUGACAGGCAAGAAGAGCAGCAAAACCCCUCUGUGGGGUGGGAGGAGGAGACCAGAAGAGACUGUGAGGAGAGUUUGCCCCCGGAGAAGAUGCACGUGAUCGCUGAGGCCAUGCUCAAGUUCACGGCGGAUCUCGUGCGAGAAGUGGAGCUGGAGAAGGGCCAAGACAACCUUUUUCUCUCCCCGCUCAGUAUCACGCUGGCGCUGGCUCACUUGGCUCUCGGAGCUGCCAAUCGGACUGAGAAGGCCCUGCUUGAAGCCCUGCACCUGGCAGAGGUGCCCUGCCUCCAUCAGGCUCUGCACCAGGUUCGGCAGCAGCUGGACCAGGCGAUGCUCAGUGUUGCUUCCCGUCUUUACCUGCAAAAAGGGUUUGAGGUGAAAGAGACAUUCCUGGAGGACUCGGAAAAGUUCUACAAAGCAAAGCCGGUCACGCUGUCUGGUAACGGGGAGGAAGACCUCGCGGCCAUCAACAGCUGGGUGAAAGCAGCCACCAGGGGACACAUCCCCGAGAUCCUGUCUGAGCUGCCUGUCGACGUCUCAAUGAUCUUGCUCAACGCUGUGCAUUUCCAAGGGUUUUGGAGGACCAAAUUUGAUCCCGAACUGACUGAGCCUGGUGCGUUUCACCUGGACGAUGAGUUCGUGGUCUCCGUGGAGAUGAUGAAGGCUCCGAAAUACUCCCUAAGUUGGUAUUCUCCGGAUUCCUUGGACGUUCAGAUUGCCAGGUUCCCCUUUAAGGGCAACAUGAGCCUCGUGGCUAUUGUGCCUAACCACGCUGAGAGGAACAUCUCCCGGCUGCUGUCUCAACUCAGGCCGGCCAGUCUCCUCAGCCACUUCCCCAAGGAGAUGCCAACCAUGGUGAAGAUGCCCAAGGUGCACCUGGAGAGUCAUCUGGAGUUGAACCAAGCCAUCAGCCAAUUAGGCCUCGGGGAGCUGUUUUCUUCCCCAGACCUCCGUCGCAUUGCAGAGGGACCCCUCUUUGUCUCCAGCAUCCAGCACCGCUCUGCCCUCGACCUCGUAGAGGAUGGGGUGGAGGCGGCGGCAGCGACCAGCGUGGUGAUGUCUCGCUCGCUCUCCACUUUCGUCAUCGACCGUCCUUUCAUCUUUUUCAUCCUGGACGACACAGCGGGCGUCCCCCUCUUCUUCGGCAGCAUCCAGAACCCCAAGCCCGGGGCUCCCAAGCAGAGGAAGGAGGAGGAGGAUCAACCUGACAAACAGCAUCUGGCUCACAACACGAUUCCUAAAUAAGGGAGAAUCCACAGGGCGGGGUGUGUGUGUGACCAGGAGUGGCUCUGGCCUCUCUAACCACCUCUCCGCCCCCCCCGCCCCCCCAGGUGGUCUUUGGGAGCGGCCUGUGAAGUUUUCCCAUGGAAACCUUCUGUAAAUGGCUACCUCUCCCAGGUUUCCCCACGCUGUCCCGAGAUAUGUGAAGUUUUCAGUCCUCACCUACUCCUCCCGGGCCCCUUGCUCCAGUGCUGUCCCUGGAGCCUGAAUCCCAGUUAGGCAUUUGCUCAGGACCUCUGCUCCUCUGACUCUUCCCCCCCAUCAAAAAACGCUGGGAUGGUGAAGGUACAGUGGAGAGACUUAACCCUUGCUCUGCUGUGCCUCUUGUCUGGAGCUAGGCUUGGAACCCGUGGCACUUGCUGUGGCACACACUUUGGUGUCCUCGGUAUUUACGUCGCAGACAGCAAUCAGAAGCCACCAGCAGCUGGCAGGUGGGCUGAGAGGAGAUGGCCAGCCUUUGGGACAUUCCCCUCUACAGCAGAGAGGUGGGAACUCCCCAGGGUUCUGCAAAGUCCCAACAGAUGCUGCAUUAUUUGGAGGGAAUUCUUGCACUGUGUGUAUGUCGGGAGAGCCCAGAAAUUUGUAUCUCAGCAAAAGGCUGUAACUGAAAAAAAAUCACCUAAGGAAGAGGUGGGAGUGAGUCAAAAUGCGUAUGUGUGAACCAAUGUUAGAAGGGUGAGCAACAUGUCCCCACCUCCUCUCCCUCCUCUCCCCUCCCCAUUUGCACUUGGAUAUUGUGAUGGAUUUGAAUUGUAAACCGCUUUAUGUACCAGUCUGGCUGGAAA